AUUGCCCAAUUCUCUACGCGUUCUGCCUCUUUUCUCCUUCUCUCCUUCUCUCUCUCUCUCAGACACACACACGCGCGCGAACACCUGCGCAGAGCCGGUGAAUCACGUCGACGCCGCUUCGCACUCCAGUCUCUCAUCCAUCCUGACAGCCAGAUCGCCUCCAUUUUAACCAGGAGCCUCUCCGCAGUGGAAAGAGGAUUCAUUGCCAUCAUCUGCAAGCACAAGAAGUGCGUUUCGAUUAAUAUUUCACAAGUUCCUUCUCGCUCUGUGUGGAUUGGCUGGCUCUCUUUUGUUUCCUGGAGGUGAAAUGAUGCUGAAGUGAUGCUGCGUCGCUGUUCCCACCCGCUGUAGAACAACAUCACCAUCAUCAUCAUGAGUAUGAGUCUGAUCGAAAAGCCCAAAAUGAGAGAUUCGGACUAACAAAUCCGAACGGCUGGUGAAGAUCUCAAGUGUUUAAACCCCUCAAUUUAACGUGCUGGAGAACGCCAUAGUGGCAGAAAUCAAACAAAGGCACAAAUGAAACUCUGCAACUGAGAAUAAGGCUCUGAGAAACAUUGUUACCACACACAAAUUCACUUACUGCUUAACACACACACACACACACAAUGGCACUGGACAACACCGGCUUCUCAUCGUGCGCCGAAUCCCUGUCCCUCCCAGUUCCAGGGAAAGGGGAGGAGCCUGUGGAGGAGGCCCCAAAGGAUGCUCCGCCCACCAAUGUACAGAACGUAUUCGAGGAGCUGGGGCAUGUCGUUACCACGGAGACAGCCCCGCCCACACAGCAACAGGCCAAUAACAGCAUGUCCUUCCAGGACAAGAUGGCAGCGAGGGAGGCACAAGCUAAUCAGCCAUUCAAGAAGAAAAUUCAAGGGGCAGUGCAAGAGAGGGGCAGGUUUGGAUGGGGACGCAACAAGCGUAAAAGACAGCGCUAUGUGGAGAAAAACGGCCGUUGUAAUGUGCAGCAUGGUAACAUGCGUAAGACAUACCGUUACCUGACGGAUAUCUUCACCACGCUGGUGGAUCUGAACUGGCGCUGCUCUCUGCUGGUCUUUGUCAUGGCGUAUGCUGUGACCUGGCUCUUCUUUGGAGCAAUAUGGUACCUCAUUGCAUACUGCAGGGGUGAUCUGGAUCAUUUGGAGGACGAGGCGUGGACUCCAUGUGUAAAUAAUGUUAAUGGAUUCAUCUCUGCGUUUCUUUUCUCCAUUGAAACGGAGACGACCAUUGGCUACGGUCACCGUGUCAUCACUGACCAGUGUCCAGUGGGCACCAUGUUACUCCUGCUACAGGCCAUACUGGGAUCUAUGGUCAAUGCAUUCAUGGUUGGUUGUAUGUUUGUGAAGAUCUCCCAGCCGAAUAAGCGUGCUGAGACCUUGGUGUUUUCUCGUAAUGCUGUCAUCUCAUUGCGGGAUGACAAGCUCUGUUUGAUGUUCCGCGUCGGGGACUUGAGAUCCUCCCACAUUGUGGGCGCCAACAUGAGAGCCAAACUUAUCAAAUCCAAACAGACACAGGAGGGUGAGUUUAUUCCGCUGGAUCAGACUGAUAUCAGUGUUGGUUUUGAGACGGGGGACGAUCGUCUCUUCCUGGUGUCUCCGUUAGUGAUCUCUCACGAGAUCGAUGUCCGCUCUCCGUUCUGGGACAUGUCACAAUCUCAGCUGGAGAAAGAGGACUUUGAGGUUGUUGUCAUCUUGGAGGGGAUGGUGGAAGCUACAGGAAUGACCUGUCAGGCACGGAGCUCUUACCUGGCUGAAGAACUGUUAUGGGGUCACAGGUUUAGUCCCAUGAUGACGCUCGCUGAGGGAUUCUUUGAUGUGGAUUAUGGGGCUUUUCACCACACUUUUGAGGUGGACACGCCCUCCUGUUCUGCGAGAGCACUGGCAUUGGCUGCCGCCCGUUUGGACGCUCAUCUCUAUUGGUCGAUCUCCAGUCGGCUUGAUGAAGAGAAAUGGGAGGAGCCUAAUACGACUGAGCAAACGGGGAAGUCCACUGAUUCAGAAUCUGUCAGGGAGGGAGAAAGGCCAACAUUUACUGUGGGCGGAGUUACAAAUACCCAGGACCAAUCGGUUGUAGGAGAGCAGAACGGCAGUGUGACCACUGACCAGUCAGAGUCUGAGGCUUAAAAGGAUGCACGAAUGUAAAAAGGUACGGAAAAUGUUUGAAGGAGUCCACAGUUGAUGUAAAUUUAACUUUAGAAUGGAUUGUUCAAUGAUCCAGGCCGCCUUCUUUGAGUUAUAUUUUUAAAUGUAUAGUCGCUAAUGCCUAGCAUAGAAUACUUUCCCCAAGGGGGAAAUCCUAGUGUCUCCUUGCUGUGUUUUCAGUCAGAUUAAAUCUUAAUUUUUGAUGUUUCACGACAACACCAACGCCUUUGAAUUCACUAGUAGCUAUAAUUCAAACUCUAGUGGGCUGCCUCACUGUCUGCCGUCUACUUAAGUAUCAUUCUAAAUGCUAUGAAACCUGUGACGCACACAUGCGGUGUUGUCUUAAAGGGAUAGUUCACCCAAAAA
This is a messenger RNA of Carassius carassius (crucian carp), 2501 nucleotides long. Its product is annotated as G protein-activated inward rectifier potassium channel 3-like. Lineage: Eukaryota; Metazoa; Chordata; Actinopteri; Cypriniformes; Cyprinidae. Gene Ontology annotation, cellular component: plasma membrane. The coding region runs from base 606 to 2117 and encodes 503 amino acids. The record is from RefSeq and is a predicted model, not a curated record. The transcript is spliced from 8 exons. Gene Ontology annotation, biological process: regulation of monoatomic ion transmembrane transport; potassium ion import across plasma membrane. Gene Ontology annotation, molecular function: inward rectifier potassium channel activity.